Messenger RNA from Chaetura pelagica (chimney swift), 567 nucleotides. It is a transcript of the gene TMEM9, whose product is annotated as transmembrane protein 9. Lineage: Eukaryota; Metazoa; Chordata; Aves; Apodiformes; Apodidae. The transcript has 5 exons. The record is from RefSeq and is a predicted model, not a curated record. Gene Ontology annotation, cellular component: lysosomal membrane. The coding region runs from base 1 to 567 and encodes 188 amino acids.
AUGAUGUCUGCCCAGUGCACCUGGCCGUGUGCCAGCUCCCUGCUGCUGCUGGCUCUGCUGUGCUGCAUCCUUUCUCCUCCAGCACAAGCCAGCAAGAGCUCAGAGGACAUUCGCUGCAAGUGCAUCUGUCCCCCGUACCGGAACAUCAGCGGACACAUCUACAACAAGAAUGUGUCACAGAAGGACUGCAACUGCCUGCACGUUGUGGAGCCGAUGCCGGUGCCCGGGAAUGACGUGGAAGCCUAUUGCCUGCUCUGUGAGUGCAAGUACGAGGAGCGCAGCACCACCACCAUCAAGGUGAUCAUCAUCAUAUACUUGUCCGUGGUGGGGGCACUGCUGCUCUACAUGGCUUUCCUUGUGCUGGUGGAUCCUCUGAUCCGCAAGCCAGAUGCUUACACCCAGCCCCUGCACAAUGAGGAGGAAAAUGAGGACCCUCACUCCUUGGCCGUGCCCGGCGCCAGGGCCAACACGGUGCUGGAGCGGGUGGAGGGUGCCCAGCAGCGCUGGAAGCGCCAGGUGCAGGAGCAGAGGAAAACGGUUUUCGACCGCCACAAGAUGCUGAGCUAG